AUGCUCCACAUCGUCAUUGAUCUCGUUUGGGAGCGUCCAGUAGAGAUUAUCCGGUUCAGGAACCUCGUGGGAAACCGAUUAUACCUUGCGGAAACCGUGUGGCCUGAUACCUGUAUGCCGCCGCUGCGGCUGAAUUUCUUGGGCCUCGUGUCGGCUACCUUCAUUUUUUAUGCUGAUGCCGAGAGAACUCAAGUGCUUUCCCAGCAGUCGUACAUCCCUAACUGGAGCAUCCAACCUUCAAACCCACUUGACCCCCGUUCUACAGAGAUACCGAUCGCUUCAAUGGCAGAAAUUUUGUCUAUUGUCAGCGCGGCUGCCGGGCUGCUCAGCUUCGCCGUGGCAACACUCCCAAAGCUUGACCAAUUUCGUCGCGACUUCAACGGCACCGAUCUGCGGAAGGAGUGGUACCGAACACAAAUGGAUUCCGUUCACAUGAAGCUCGAAAUAUGGAGAGAACUUUGGUGUAGCCAGACCUACACACUCCAAGACUAUGAGUACUUCUGGGGGACACAGGGCUACGAGAGUAUGAGGACCAAGAUUCGACUAAUCGAAGCCGAGUUGAUUGCCAUUGGAAAACUCUUGGAGCGCAAGGUAGACUGGGCUUUGGAAGUUGAAAUGGAUAUCAAGUGGAGCGAAACGAGAAAUCGCCUGAAGACGAAUGAAGCGACUCAGAUGGUAGAGACCCAUGCCAGUCUUCGAAAGCGAUUCACCUUUGCCCUCUUUCGGGGUGCAGAGCUGGAGGAGAGAAUCAAGAGGCUUCAGGACAAGGUCAAAGAUCUCGAGUCCUUCUCCCAAGAGAGAUUUCACGCUAUUCAACUUUCUCUCCCCCAAGGUGAGACGCUCAAAGACACGACGCUGCAUCGCCUCCUCGCCCGAAGAGAUUGGAUGGAUGAACAGGAAAUAACCCUCAAAUACUUGUACAGCCUGUCCACUGAGCAUGCUGACAUGGGCUGGUCUUUGGUUCUUGCGGUUCCCGGUGAAGAUAUGUCACUAGAUGACGACGCUGGGCUCUGGACCACUUUUGACAUCCAAAGAUGCCCCGGAUCAAGAAGGGACUUGGGUCUUGCGUCCUUCUAUUCUACUGGCCGGAGGGCAGCUUGCUUGUGGUUUCUUGAAGACCUCCGCCGCAGAAGAAGCCCGAGAGACCCUCUGAGGAGAGAUCCAUACCUUAGCAGUCGUUUUGCUGAGCCACGUCGCCGCGACGAUGAGCUGAGAGUUGCACUAUCCGAGGCAGCUAUUGGAAUCGUCAACUGGACCAUGCUUCUCUGGGGCACUCCAUGGACUGACGGCGUCUGCACCUGCGGGUUGCGAUUUGUUACGGCGACACUAUCUAAUGGCUCAACACAAAUGGCUGUCACCUUUCAACGCAGGAUGCGUUGUGACAAGGACCAGUUCGGGCAUACGGGGACCAUCAGAGCUCGCAAGGCGCUGUUACUUGGUAUUUCCCUGGCUGAAUUUGCCCUGACACAACCCAUCAAAGUCAAGAUGGGGGAGAACGGAGAGCCUCUGUUCUGCACCGGGGGCAACUGGGGUCCGGAGAAGGAUCUUCUCGACGAUGUAGCGGCACGAGCCGGUCGCCCGUACCGCGAGGCUGUCUGGUACUGUUUUAAGUAUGACCGAGACCUAAUAAAUAAUCGCGAUUUCCGGCCUCAUCACUUUCUCUUGUUCCAAGAGCACGUUGUCAAGCAGCUGGACAAACAUCUAAAGGGUGUAUAUAAGCGGAUGUCUCUGAUGGGCCGCAGACAGCCAUGA
This is a messenger RNA of Fusarium vanettenii 77-13-4, 1752 nucleotides long. RefSeq lists its product as uncharacterized. The record is from RefSeq and is a predicted model, not a curated record. The transcript has 3 exons. Bases 1 to 1752 code for a protein of 583 amino acids. Lineage: Eukaryota; Fungi; Ascomycota; Sordariomycetes; Hypocreales; Nectriaceae.